CGCAAAUGUGCGCCGCAUCGCCAUUCGAGACCUGCCACCUAUUCCGUCGCUCGGUUCCUCGCCAUGGAUUCGGUCCUUUUUCGACAGCACACCUCGGGCCGCUCGGCUCGCAGCCCUCAAGGGUCUCAGCCGUCGUCAAGCCAGCAGCACAAAAGGCGGAGGGACGUCACGCCGGACUUCAACAAUAGCGACCCUGCUGUGAUAGACUUGACACUGUAUUCGGAUGACGGAGCUGUCAAAGUCGCCCGCUCACCGAACACGAAGGCCAUAGGGAAGGAAAGAACGCCCAAACGACCGCGCACGGCGAACCGGGAACAGGAAGCUCCGACGACAGGCGGAAUUACAACGUCGAAGUUGAAGUUACCUUCGAAGAAACGGGAGGUCAUCGAGGUUCCAAGUGGAGAGGAAGAUGUGACCUCCGACACCCUGUUUCACGGUCUCUCCGCUUCCAUGGUGCCAGGAGGCAUAUCUAUUCGGGAGCAAAUACGUUUGAAGAGUCAGUUCGUCGCAUCGGGUGGGACCGUCUGCGAUAGCCACAAAGCGGGAAAGAACGUUAUCCUCAUCACCCGACUCCCCCCGUCUCGGCUGCUUCGUGCACUCAAGAUACCUCGGCUCGGAGAUGGUGUACAGGUCGUCAGCCCUGAAUGGCUCUUGCAGAGUGUGAAGGCUGGUUCUGUCCAGGAUCUGAAGGCUUUUCAAAUACCCGAGAUCCAAGUGGGAGAGGCACCAUCACCGUCUAGCCCUGUAGCUAAGCGAGAGAAGGACUACGAGACCGAUGUUUCUACCGACGGAACAGAGAUCAUCGAGAUUGUACCGACCGCUUCAUCCCCACGUAAACCGGUCAUUUCGCCUCUUGCCAACAAACAGGGUUCGGUCAAACCAAACUCGAACGAAAACGAAGUGACAGGCGUAGAUCUCUUGCAUCAAAUCAUGGAUCAGGUCAAAGAAGGUGCAAUCGCGAUUUCGGAUCUCGAAGCCAGCUCGGGAGAAGAAGGGGCAUCGAGCUCAGAGGAUGAGGAUCUGAAAAAGUUAAAAGAGGAGGCAUCUUGCAGAAAGACAAAAAAUCAGAAAGCAUUUCUGUGCAUGCAACCAGAAGGACGGAAGAAUGUGGACGAUACCAACAAGAACGUCGCGUUGACCGAUUUGUUAGAGGUUGUUAUGAAGCAACAUGAUGCGGAGGGUGACACUUUCAGAGUGUUGUCGUACCGGAAGGCAAUACAAGCCCUGAAACGGCAUGGGAAGGUCAUUCAGAGCGGCGCUGAGGCAAAGAAAAUUACCGGAAUAGGUGCCAAAAUCGCAGAGAAGAUUGACGAAAUCAUCACCACAGGCACCUUACGCAAAGCGGAGCACGUCUCACAACAUGUCGCAAUCCUCGAAAUGUUUCAAAAAAUCCACGGAUGUGGGGCCAAGACCGCGCAGGCGUGGUACACCAAAGGCUGCCGAACCCUGGACGACGUGAGAUCGCAGAUCAGCUUGACGCACGAUCAGUUGUUGGGGUUGGAGUAUUACGACGAUCUGCAGCAGAAGAUGCCGAGGGCUGAAGCGGAGGCGAUUGCGGAGUAUGUGAAGACGGCGUGUCGGGAAGUGGAUGAGCAAUUUGAGUGUUUUAUUAUGGGGUCGUAUCGGCGAGGAAAGGCUAUGUGUGGGGAUGUGGACGUCAUUGUAACCCACCCAGAUAACAGAUCACACACAACCAUCCUACCUGCGAUCCUCAAACACCUCCGCGAAAAAACGAAUAUCAUAUUAGGCGACUUGACAUCCCGGAGCAUUGACGCCGGCGGUAAUCACUCCUACAUGGGCAUCUGCAAGCUACCUGGGGGGUCGGGAAUCGCUCGCCGCCUGGACGUUUGGACGGUGCCGUAUGAUGAGCUGGGAUCGUCGUUGUUGCAUUGGACUGGGAACGAUAUCUUCAAUCGGUCGAUACGGCUACUGGCUUCGACGAAAGGAAUGCGGCUUUCUCAGCAUGGAUUAUACGCAAACGUCAUAAGAGGACCCAAACGGUCCAAAAUCACCGACGGGACUCGGAUAGCGAGCAAGACUGAGGAAGAGAUAUUCGAGGCGCUUGGUGUGCCGUAUCAUCCGCCCGAGGAGAGGAAUUGCUAAUGUACCGUCCAUGUCGGCAGUCAAUCAGCAACCCCGCAGUCUGUGUAUGAGCAUCAAGGAGCAGGCAUCCUUACUUUUGGCUAACCAACGCCGGCAGGAAUAUCUAUUGUUGGGGCUUUGUACAUAUGCAUGCUGCCAGUGUUUCGUCACGGCGCCCUAUCCUAUUCAACAACCCUUGACAUGGGCUAAAACUAGAUAAGCUAGCUUGUGACUAGAGUAUGUAACAAGAUGCCCGCCGCGACAGAUACAUUCAAUGAAUCUACGGUGUAUAAAUCCGGUGGAGCUGUGUCGCGUACUCUGCUGUCGGCUGCUUUUCCGAUGUCGUCGUCCUCAUCCGCGAAAUCUCCAAUGACAAGAUGAUCGUGACAUACGUUUGAUACUACGGCGCGGAGUCCGGUGCCUUCACUGCCCAGUACUAGGAUUGUUGGACUGUUGAGUAAGACCGGUAGCUCGU
This is a messenger RNA of Fimicolochytrium jonesii, 2557 nucleotides long. RefSeq lists its product as uncharacterized. Gene Ontology annotation, cellular component: nucleus. The transcript has 9 exons. The record is from RefSeq and is a predicted model, not a curated record. Lineage: Eukaryota; Fungi; Chytridiomycota; Chytridiomycetes; Spizellomycetales; Powellomycetaceae. Gene Ontology annotation, molecular function: DNA-directed DNA polymerase activity; DNA binding. Gene Ontology annotation, biological process: double-strand break repair via nonhomologous end joining. The coding region runs from base 64 to 2103 and encodes 679 amino acids.